UGUUGGUGAAAAUCCACGCUUACGGAGUUCGGGAAGAUGUGCCAUCGUUUGUUUUGUGCUAUUGUUGUCUUUAAGCAAAUGGCUCAAGCCGCCCAGCUCGGUGACACGGGUUCGAUCCCCGAUACGGGCAACUAUCAAUGACUGUUCCUGUUAUUGUUGCUUUUCAAAGCGUCUAAAGUGGGAUUCUUAAAUACCUACUUACGUCUGGAAUAGACUACGACUCUGCGUCUGUAUCAGAGCGAACACCCACUUUGUAUCAAUUAUCCGAACUAAACGUGAGUAAUAUCCAUGCACUGAUGUUAUAACACUGUAUAAUAUAACGCAUUGCAUUGUGCAUUGUAGAAGUGAAGGACAACUUUAAAACACGCAGAGUGGCAGUCGCUGGCCACGAUGAGCCACUGCGGGCGGCUCGAGGUGCCGUGUGACGGUCAGGAGGGGGCCACCUCGGACGACGAGACGGAGUGGAGAGAAAACAUCGCCAACGACUCACGUGCAAAGUCUCUCCCGAGAUCCGUGGCCACCAACUUAGGAAGUAGAGUCAUCAUCCACGUGGACAUGGAUUGCUUCUAUGCCCAAGUGGAAAUGAUCCGGAAUCCAGAACUAAGAGACAAACCACUCGGGAUCCAGCAGAAGUACCUGCUGGUGACGUGUAACUACGUGGCACGGGCGAUGGGUGUCUGCAAGAUGAUGAGCGUGAAGGCGGCACAGGUGAAGUGCCCCGGGCUGGUGCUGGUGAGCGGAGAGGACCUCACGCACUACCGCGAGAUGUCCUACCAGGUGACGGAGCUGCUGGAGCGGUUCAGCCCGCUGGUGGAAAGGCUGGGAUUCGAUGAGAAUUACGUGGACGUCACUGAGCUGGUGCACAGGCGGCUGGGACGAGGAGCGACCUGCCAGGAGCCCCCCCGAGUGGAGGGACACGUCUACGAUGACUUGAGCCUGGACGCGAGCAUUCCCCACCACGUGCAGCUGGCCAUGGGCUCAGUGCUGGCAGCCGAGAUACGGGGUUGCCUCUUGUCCGGGCUGGGCCUGACGAGCUGUGCAGGGAUCGCCCACAACAAGCUGGCGGCUAAGUUGGUAGGUUCGGCACACAAGCCGAACCAGCAGACCGUUCUGCUGCCCGAGGGCAUGGCAAGCCUCCUCGGGCACCUCACCCACCCCAAGCAGCUGACAGGCAUUGGCUACAGGACCAGUCAGAGGCUGGAAGCUAUGGGUGUCGGCAGCAUGGAGGAGCUACGCUCUUGUUCCCUCGAGGUGCUGGAGAAAGCGCUGGGCUCCUCCACGGCCACCUUUGUGAAGAAUCUCAGCUGUGGGGAGGACAACUCUCCCGUGCUGCCCUCUGGUCCCCCACAGUCUUUGAGCGAUGAGGACUCCUUCCAAAAGGCCUCAACAAAGGAGGAGGUUGUGGAAAAGAUGAGAGAGCUUCUAGGCAACCUGCUCCCAAGGCUGCGGAAGGACGGGCGCGUUCCUGGGACGGUCAGACUCAGCCUCCGCCGCUUCACACCGGGGAUUGAGCGCUACUUCAGCCGAGAGAGCCGCCAGUGUCCCGUACCGGCCCACCUCUUCCUCCGCUUCCACGCAGGAGAUGUCUUGGAAGUUAUAGAGCCCCUUCUGGAAGUGGUGAUUAAGCUUUUCCACAAGAUUAUUGAUGUGGCAAAGCCAUUCCACCUGACUCUCUUGAACAUCUGCUUCUCCAAGCUGGGUGCGGCAGCAAUUAAGUCCGCUUGUAGUAAAUCCAUCGGAGAUUUCUUCACCUCAGGAGUAAACAGCCUCAGUCAGGCUGCAUCUACUAGUGAUGUAAAGCUCCGUGUUCCUGUGGUUAGUCUUGCACAAAAAGAUGACGAACCUCGGGUGAAGAGAACUCAUAAUCGCGUGCCGAAAACCCCUGGUCACGGUCGACCCAACAAAAGGCAAAAGACUCUACGUGAUAUCUUUCAAGAGAGCUCUGCGAGUAGAGCGGCAGGAGCAGCUUGGACUUCUUCAUCCACCACAACAAAGUUCAGCACUGCAGCGAACACCCAGGUCAGUGAGCCGGACCUCCCUCCCGAGAUAGACGCAAGCGUCUUCCACGCCCUGCCGCCCAACAUACGGAGAGAAGUCCUUGCCGACUUGCAGCGUUCUGUCUCAGAAAGCAGCACAAACGACGCACAAACAGCACAGCAGUUGGACGUGACUGCCAAAAGAGUAAUUUUACCUAACAUGGCAGCAAGCACAGCUGACAUAAAUUUCGAAACCGAGAAUCUGGGCUCAGAUGAAGACUUAUCAAUUGCAGAAACUACAUUUGGAGUCGCGAUGAGUACCCACAGUGUUUUGACAGUUUCAUCCACUACCGAUCAGCACACUGGGGCAUCUCAUGAACUGUCUGAUAGUGAAGCACGCAGUCCGUCUGAGCGGUUGCAUGCAGUGGAACUCCCGGAGUUGAGCUCCCUGCCUGCAGACGUGGACCCGCAGGUGUUCACCCAGCUGCCCGCCGAGCUGCAGGAGGAGCUGUUUGCAUCAUGGAGGGGUCCGGCUAUUUCCACGCAACCCGGUUGUCAAAAGAGUGGUGAGACAGGAGCGGCGAUAGUGGGCGGCUCGCAGAGCCCGCAGGGCAUUUUGAAAUAUUUCAAAAGGGCAUGAGUUGUCCGUGUUAAACCCGGCACGUGUUAUGGCUAGGUCUGUGCAUGCUUGGCUUGUAAAUACUACACUGUGACUGUAGAGUUUAUGUGUGCGUAUCAAGUUAAUCGCAUUGUCGAGCACUGGAAUGGAUAUCAAGAUGUAGGCAACCAUAGAGAAAACCUGAAGCCAGGUAAUGGGAUACUUUAAAAAUGGACCAUAAAUGUUGGGGAUAUAUUGUACAAAAGUUGAGGUAUCUGGCAAAAGAGAGUAAUUGCAAAAUUUGGUGCUGUCAACAACACUGACUAUGAUGAUCUCAUGACACUGACCAUUUAGCCACGUGCUCUUUACGUUUUGCAAAUUCUGUGACGUCUCAGAGAAAAUAUUGCAAAUAUUGAAGGCUUAGUUUAAAUUAUGGCAAGAGUAACACACAAAAACUUUCCAGAGAUGUCUUGCCAACCAAGGUAGUCGAUACCAGGACUGAUUACAGCCAUAAAGUGGAUUUCCAAUGCCUACUUGAAUGUGGCGUUAGCAGAUGGCACCGCAGCAAAAUCCAUUAUACUGUACUAUGGUUCAACAGCCAUGCUCCCGACAUUUACUAACAACUGAAAUCGCCAUUCGCCACUAAGUGGCAGUGGCAUCACCAUGGCGCUUUUGCCAGGCGAGGUGCACCUUCAUGCCACGUGAUGUCGAAGGCUCGCUGGCAGGUCACGGGACAGCCCCAGGUUCCAUGGGUUGGCAGAUGCGCCACCCGCGCUGAUCCAGCUGCCAGUAGCACCUUUCACGAGCCUCCUCCACAGACGGCGAUCUUGUCACCUUUGCGUUUAGCUGCCUCAAUUCAGCCAAACAAAAGCUGCUUGGGCAUGCGGUGGCUGAGCAUGCAGACAGACGACAGGAUACAGCCAUCGCACUAACCAGCGUGCUGAAGUCAGGUCAAAUAACCCUCAUGACACACAUGGUGUGGGGAGGCCCUCAUCCAGCAGUGGAUUGACAAAAGGGCUGGACAUGCACAUGGGUUCUCUACUUCUAAAAGCGCUAUAUAAAGCUCAUUAAUCUUGAUUUUAAGCUUUUGUGACUGCAGGAAUCCAUACUCUUUGGUUCUUUCGGUAAAAUCACGGAGGUAGAAAAAUAAAAUAUAACAAAAAAGAAUAUAUCACGACGUUUCCAGCAGUGAAACUGCUGGAUAAUUUUUUCUGCCUGAGGACGACCGCUUGUGUUGCGAUCGAAACAUCGUGAUAUUUUUUUUCAUUUUUCUACCUACGUGACUUUACCGAAAGAACCAAAGAGUAAAGCUCAUUAAGAUAAGAAACCCAUUGACAGUGACUGAACAGUAUGAUCGUGCAGUUGUAUGUACUUGUCACUGCUCUGUCUUGCCUGUAAUUACCAGUUGCCAUUAGUCGUUUGUAAAAAUAAUCAAGUUUAAGUGCCUUCAGUACUUUAUAUGUUAUACUUAAUACUGUCUUUUUGCUAUUUGAUGCCUUUGUCAUGUUACUUGCUUUAUAAUAAAUCUGACAAUGCUUGCUGCACGUAACCAAUAUUAAGUGCAAUCGUUCUUCAUACAACUGCUCUUGUAUAAGUGUAAAUGUGAUUAUGUAAUUGUGUUGAUACAAGUGUAAUGACACAGCGCCGACUGCUGUUCAGCAGCCACAACUGCGGUGGACAGUU
Molecule: messenger RNA, 4257 nt
Organism: Lethenteron reissneri (Far Eastern brook lamprey)
Lineage: Eukaryota; Metazoa; Chordata; Hyperoartia; Petromyzontiformes; Petromyzontidae
Gene: POLI
Product: DNA polymerase iota
Biological process (GO): translesion synthesis
Molecular function (GO): DNA-directed DNA polymerase activity; damaged DNA binding
Source: RefSeq, a predicted model, not a curated record